This is a messenger RNA of Osmia bicornis bicornis, 1105 nucleotides long. RefSeq names its product small integral membrane protein 14. Bases 171 to 488 code for a protein of 105 amino acids. The transcript has 6 exons. Lineage: Eukaryota; Metazoa; Arthropoda; Insecta; Hymenoptera; Megachilidae. Gene Ontology annotation, cellular component: endoplasmic reticulum. The record is from RefSeq and is a predicted model, not a curated record.
UAAGCAUUCGACUGCGACAGUGCGACAUUCGACAACACGACAAAUGUAAUGGCUGACUUGUAUCAAAUAUAAAUACAGUACGGUUCCUCUUUUGCCUGUCAGUGUCAAAGAAUAACGUACUAAAAAGCUGAUUUACACGUACUUACACAAUUCGUAUACAAGGUUUUACAAUGGCUGAACGAUUUGAUCUUUGCGAAUGCAUAUGGAGCCAUGAACUUGCCAUGCAACGCCUACUUUCUAUCUUACGACAGAGCCAAAGUUACUGCACGGAUAACGAAUGUUUCAGCGUAUCGCGACUACCAGAACCAUCAGCGGUACCAACGUCUUCGAAUUUCUACAUGACCUGCUUAAUUAUUGCUUUUAUGGUUCUCAUGCAUGUUCUUCGACCAAACUCCCUUCGUCGACUGAGGAAUAAUAACGUUAAAGAUCGGGAUAACGAGCGUGAUUCGAGCGAUGAUCCUCCUGCACCUCCACCCACAACGCAAUAAAAAGUGCAAUAUGAUGACCCAUGUUUUCGCCUGGAUUUUUAUAGUAGAAUUUCUUGAGUUUAUAAAAGAAGAAAAGAGAGAGCGAAGAGGGAAUAAUAGUUCAAUUUAUUCUAUGUUAGUAUUAUAUUUAAGCUGGCCCUAAGGAAUAUAACUUCCUACGUAUAUAUGUAUAUAUAUAUGCACUUAAAAUUAUUAUAUUUAUCCAGGUUAAAAGAUAUUUUAAUUUGUUCUUCUCUCUCUCUUCUUUAUUAUUACUAAUGUUUAGCACAUACCAGGAGUAUGUGAAAAAGAAAAAUUCUGCAGAAGAUAUUUUUGUGGGGCACAAUACGCAAAUAAAAGGAAAAUCGAAUCUCUAAUAUUAAUAUUCACAAACGCAUUCGUCUGAAUUGUGAUCGCUAAAUGAAAAUAAAGUUUUAUCAAGUUAUUACAGUAAUUGCAUCAAACACAAAAUAUGAAAAGUGUUUAAUGCACUUUGAUAUUUGAUGUUACUGUAAAUAACAUGAGUACCUGCAAUUCGAUAGUAAUAUUACGAUUAUGGUAUUUAUGUUAGGUAUCAAUAGAAUUUUACUGGAAACGUGUAAAUCAAGAUCUGAUUAAUUAAAACAAAAUGAUAAUUA